Eptesicus fuscus (big brown bat) is the source of this 2537-nucleotide messenger RNA. RefSeq names its product disintegrin and metalloproteinase domain-containing protein 30-like. The transcript has a single exon. The record is from RefSeq and is a predicted model, not a curated record. Lineage: Eukaryota; Metazoa; Chordata; Mammalia; Chiroptera; Vespertilionidae. Gene Ontology annotation, biological process: proteolysis; male gonad development. Bases 133 to 2298 code for a protein of 721 amino acids. Gene Ontology annotation, molecular function: metalloendopeptidase activity. Gene Ontology annotation, cellular component: plasma membrane; external side of plasma membrane; sperm head plasma membrane.
CCUACUGGGUGCCUUGGACAGGCCCUGCGCCCUGACCCAUCCUGCACCUAGGCUGGCGCUCCCGCAGCCCCUGCGCCUCUAGCGGCGGAGCCGGGAAGUGCAGGGGCGGACUCACUGGGGGACAGCUGUGCCAUGAGGUCAGUGAGGGCCUUGGUGUCCCAAGGCCAGUGGCUCCCAGUGCUGGUCCAGGCGUUGCUCCUGGUUGACUCCCUCGGCGAGGACUUCCGUUUUCACCCGGAGUGGGGGUCUGACUCCUAUGAAAUCACCAUCCCCAGAAAGCUCAGCUUCCGGGGAGGGGAGCAGGGGGUGACCAAACGCAUGUCCUACCUCCUGCAGGUCCAAGGCCAGAAGCAUGUCCUCCACCUGUGGCCCAAGCGGUUUCUGCUGCCCCGGCACCUGCAGGUUUUCUCCUACACAGAACAGGGCGCACUCGUGGAGGAUCACCCCUACAUCCCCAGGGACUGCAGCUAUGCGGGCGUGGUGGAAGGAGCUGAGGGUUCUGAAGCCACUGUCAGUACCUGCGCGGGGGGCCUCCGGGGCAUAUUGAAAAUCGAUGCCAAAUAUUACCAAAUGGAGCCCCUCAGGGCCUCCUCCCGUUUUGAACAUGCCCUGUAUCUCCUGAAGGACGAGGGGGAAUUUCAGGAUCGGAUCUCUGGCUUCAGUGGUGAUGAAACGGAAGAGCAGAUGGCCCAGCCGGACGUCAUGGCUCGGCGUAGUGACUUUGCUGACAGCUUUAAACACCAGAGGUACUUGGAGUUGGCCAUGGUCUUUGAUCACGAGAGAUACUUGUAUUUGAAUUCCAAUCUUAGUCAAGUAAUAGAUGAUGCCAUGCUUCUGAUUGGGGUGAUAGAUACCUACUUUCAAGAGCUCAGUCUGAGAAUACAUCUAAAAGGUAUUGAUGUUUGGACGGCUGGAAACAAAGUAACACUUUCAUAUGAUAAAAUAACUUCAGCUAUAAGCCAAUUUAUAGGAUACAGAAGACGUGUUCUAAAUGCUUUGAUCCCAGCCGAUUGGGCACAUAUAUACAUUAAAGGAAACUUUUCUGAUCGCAAUGCAUCGCACUGGGGGAAAGUGUGUGGUAUGGGAUUUGUCGCAUCUGCAUGUGCUAUUCCAGAUAAGAAUCUCCUUUUACCUGCCACUUGGACCGCUCAUGAGAUCGGCCACAGUGUCGGGAUGGAGCAUGAUACGCAGUACUGCCAAUGUAGGGGGAAGCACAGUUGCAUCAUGGGCACUGGACGCUCGGGGUUUAGUAAUUGCAGCUACAACGAUUAUAUAAACUACGUCCGUCAAAGAGCAACGUGUCUGACUGAUAUCCCAGGGCUAGGGUAUGUGGUGAAGAAAUGCGGAAACAAAAUUGUGGAAGACGAUGAGGAAUGUGACUGUGGUUCCAAAGAGGACUGUGAGGAAGACCAUUGUUGCAAACCAGACUGUAAAUUCAAACAGGGCGCCGCGUGUAGCACCGGCCUCUGCUGCCACAAAUGUCACUUUCGUCCCUCUGGGUACGUGUGUCGGGAGGAAGAAAACGAAUGUGACCUUGCAGAGUACUGCAAUGGGACCUCGAGUUUCUGCCCAGAUGACACGUAUAAGCACGAUGGCACCCCGUGCAAGUAUGACGCCCGUUGUUUCAGGAAGGGGUGCUGGUCCACGUAUAUGCAGUGCCAGCACAUUUUUGGAACAGAUGCCAGGGAGGCUCCUACUCAGUGCUACGAAGCAGUGAACUUAAUAGGGGAUCAAUAUGGGAACUGCGGUGUUAUUUCCGUUGGUAAUUACAAACAGUGCACCAAGCAGAACUCAUUAUGUGGCAGGGUGCAGUGUAUCAACGUCCCAACCCUCCCUGACCUGCCAGAUCACACGAGUGUCGUUGCUACUCAUCUUCAGAGUGAAAAUCUGUUGUGCUGGGGCCUAGGCUACCAUCUGGCCAUGGUAUCCACGGGGAUUCCUGACUUGGGUGUCAUCCAUGACGGCACCUCCUGUGGCAAGGACCGGAUAUGCUGGAACAGAACGUGUGUGGAGACUUCCAUCCUGAAGGUGGACUGUGUGCCUGAGAAUUGCAAUGACAGAGGCUUUUGCAACAACAACAGAAACUGCCACUGCGUGAACGGCUGGGCGCCUCCGUUCUGUGAGGAGGAAGGGUACGGGGGGAGCAUUGACAGCGGGUCGCCCCCAAGGUCAGAUGAGGAGGUGCCCGCCUCCUUUCAGAUCGUGUACCUUUUGAUGUUACGUGUUGUUUUGUUCGCCAUUUCAGUGGCUUUUGUGCUUCUCAGGGCACCGAUUGGAGAUUUAUUAAACCUCAAAUAAAAAACACCACCACCGACUGACACGGAGAUAAAUGAUCCAAUGAAAACGGAAGAAGCUCCAAUAACCAACAAACCAACAAUGUAAUCAGGAAAUCCACAGUCACCCGGUAACACAGGGUCACAUAGUAAAGAAGGUUAUUGUUUAUCCAAAGGCUCCUUACUCUUCCUCCAAUUCUUUUUUACUUACUUUUCCUUCUAGUUUUGAUGAGUAAAUAAAUAAUAUUCUUGUUUGGGAGACAA